Molecule: messenger RNA, 2307 nt
Organism: Oppiella nova
Lineage: Eukaryota; Metazoa; Arthropoda; Arachnida; Sarcoptiformes; Oppiidae
Source: the annotation of a GenBank genome assembly
CCAUUAAAUCCAAUACAUUUCAUGAGUUUGUUACGUGUCUUAACACAAGUCUUCACUUUUACACCAAUUUUCUCGAAAUUCAUCAUUAAUUCAGUUAUUUAUUAUAAUUUCAAGUUUUAAUCCUAUUAUCCAAAGAUAUGAUGUCUUGUGGACACAUAUGGAUCCCCUGUUUGGUGGCAUUGGUGGCACUGUCGGCCACUUUCGCCAAAGAGAAGAGCGAUUCCGGUGAUAAAGACGGCAAAGACAGCGUGGGAACAGUGAUUGGCAUUGAUUUGGGCACCACUUACUCGUGUGUCGGUGUCUUCAAGAAUGGUAGGGUCGAGAUCAUUGCCAAUGACCAGGGUAAUCGCAUCACACCCUCAUAUGUGGCCUUCACCGCUGAGGGCGAGCGACUCAUUGGUGACGCGGCCAAGAAUCAGCUGACCUCUAACCCCGAGAACACCAUCUUUGACGUCAAACGACUUAUUGGUCGCGAGUGGACCGACGUUACCGUUCAGGCGGACGUCAAGUACUUCCCCUUCAAAGUGAUAGAGAAGAGCGGAAAGCCUCACGUGAAGGUCGAGACCGGAAGCGGACAGAAGGUGUUCGCACCCGAAGAAGUGAGUGCAAUGGUGUUGACCAAAAUGAAGGAGACAGCGGAGGCCUAUUUGGGUAAAAAGGUGUCGCACGCAGUGGUCACAGUCCCCGCGUAUUUUAAUGACGCCCAGAGACAGGCCACCAAAGACGCCGGUGUUAUCGCCGGUCUGAACGUCAUGAGGAUUAUCAACGAACCGACCGCUGCGGCCAUCGCUUACGGUUUGGACAAAAGAGAGGGCGAGAAGAAUAUUCUGGUGUUUGAUUUGGGCGGCGGAACCUUCGAUGUGUCGCUCCUGACCAUUGAUAACGGCGUGUUUGAAGUGGUGUCCACUAAUGGCGACACCCAUUUGGGUGGUGAGGACUUCGACCAGCGAGUGAUGGAGCACUUCAUCAAACUCUAUAAGAAGAAGACCGGGAAAGACAUCCGAAGCGAUAACAGAGCCGUUCAGAAGUUGCGACGAGAGGUGGAGAAAGCGAAGCGAACUCUGAGUGGUGCACAUCAGGCGAGGAUCGAAAUCGAGUCCAUGUUUGACGGCGAAGACUUCAGCGAAGUGCUCACCAGAGCUAAGUUCGAGGAGUUGAAUAUGGAUUUGUUUCGAUCGACUCUCAAACCCGUCCAGAAAGUACUCGAAGACGCAGACCUCCAGAAGAAAGAUAUCGACGAAAUAGUAUUAGUGGGCGGAUCCACACGUAUCCCUAAAGUGCAACAAUUAGUCAAGGAGUUCUUUAAUGGCAAAGAGCCGACUCGAGGUAUAAAUCCCGACGAAGCCGUCGCUUUCGGAGCUGCAGUUCAGGCGGGAGUGCUGUCUGGAGAGGAAGACACCGGAGAACUCGUACUUUUGGACGUAAACCCCUUGACUAUGGGUAUUGAGACCGUUGGCGGUGUUAUGACUAAAUUGAUUCCCAGAAAUACUGUUAUUCCGACCAAAAAAUCCCAAAUCUUUAGUACUGCAUCUGACAAUCAGCACACCGUCACUAUCCAAGUGUACGAAGGGGAACGACCCCUUACCAAAGACAACCACCUUUUGGGCAAAUUCGAUUUGACUGGUAUUCCUCCGGCGCCCAGAGGUGUGCCUCAGAUUGAAGUGACGUUUGAGAUCGACGUGAACGGCAUUCUGAAAGUGACGGCCGAAGACAAGGGAACCGGCAAUAAGGAGAAGAUCACGAUUACUAACGAUCACAACCGACUCACUCCCGAAGACAUCGAGCGUAUGAUCAAAGACGCCGAGAAGUUUGCCGACGACGACAAGAAGGUUAAGGAGAAGGUUGAGGCCAAGAAUGAGUUGGAGUCGUACGCCUACUCUCUGAAGAACCAGAUCUCGGAUAAGGAAAAACUCGGCGGAAAGAUCACCGACGAGGAGAAGACCACUAUUGAGACGGCCGUCGAUGAGGCCAUCAAAUGGAUGGAGGCUAACGCUGACUCAGAAGUGUCUGAAAUGAAAGCUAAGAAGAAGGAGUUGGAGGACACCGUUCAGCCCAUUAUUGCCAAGUUAUACGCCGGCGCCGGUCCCACACCCGGUGGUGAAGCCGGUCCUGACUCUGAAAAGGAUGAACUCUAACCCAUUUGUAAAUUAAUCGUUAGGUUUAGCUCUCAUUUUUCACAUUUCGUUCACUUCUUGUCAUCAAAUUUCUAUUUAUUUGAAUAAAUUUAGUUAUUAUUGGAAUUAAUAUAACAAUCUUUUCAAUUGAUUUUUAAUAUUAAAUAAAUAUUGAGAUUUUAUUUCUUAAAUA